Lethenteron reissneri (Far Eastern brook lamprey) is the source of this 5151-nucleotide messenger RNA. Its product is annotated as forkhead box protein D3-like. Gene Ontology annotation, molecular function: RNA polymerase II cis-regulatory region sequence-specific DNA binding; DNA-binding transcription factor activity, RNA polymerase II-specific. Gene Ontology annotation, biological process: regulation of transcription by RNA polymerase II; anatomical structure morphogenesis; cell differentiation. Lineage: Eukaryota; Metazoa; Chordata; Hyperoartia; Petromyzontiformes; Petromyzontidae. The record is from RefSeq and is a predicted model, not a curated record.
ACGGGUGAUGCACAACUCGCAGGGGGCCGGUUCGCAUGAGCGCGGGUAGCUGCUGCGCAGACGCGUCGUGGUGGUUGCGCGCGGUGGCCGCGGCGCUGAGAGUUUGACGAGAUCGUCACGUGGCGAGACCCAAAAUAAACAGAGCUCUGUGAUGAAGAUCGCGCCUGCCACUCGGCUGCUCUCGGCGCCGUGAAAGGCAGCGGAGAGGGGCUCGCGUCGCGCCGUCGUUUCUCAAAACCGAGCCGCCGCUGGUCAAAGCCGUGAGCGUCGUCUUCUUAACGCCGUUACCACCAGCACCACCACUACGUAACCGGCUUCGUUGCUACUACUUAUACUACUACUACCACCAACAACACGAUCACUUCUGCUAACCUCUUCUAUCCUGCCAUCAUCCUGUACCCCCGCCCCCUCUAUAACCAUCCCUCCUCCUCCCCCCCACCCCUACCACCACCCAACUCGCCUUUCCUUCCUUCUCCUUUCCACACUUUACUCUCUCUCUCUCGCUGUGACUCUCACUCACACAUUCUCUCUCUCUCUUGCUCUGACUCUCACUCACACAUUCUCUCUCUCUCGAUCUGACUCUCACUCACACAUUCUCUCUCUCUCGUGCGCUCCCUCCCUCCGCUUCUGCAAAUAUUCGCCACACUGGGCAGUCGAUCUGACAACGAGCAAGUGCCGCCUCGACAAAGCCCAGCACCGCGCGUGAAGGCGGCGAGCCGACGGGCAGACAGGGCACCGUUUUGUCCGAGCGAGGAGAGGCGAGUCGGGCAGAGCGCGAGAGAAAGUGAAGCGGGUGGUGGUGGUGAAGAGCGCAAGAGAAAUCCGUAAGAUAACGAGAAGAGCGCGCAAGAGCAGCAGGAGGAGGAGGGGCAGUAAGAAGGAAGCGAGCCAGAGUCAGGGAACGAAAGCGCUGCUGUGCCACAGUAAACUUUGCGCGCAUCAGCACGCGGAUAGCGCUGCUGGUGCCAUCAGCGCCCGCGCCGCGUCGCGAAUGUAACCCGACUCCGUGUUUAUCCACCCUCGCGGCGAGCCGACGUGAGGCUAAAAUCUCCCAACCUUUUUUUUUCUUCUUCUCUCUGUUGGGGUUGGAAGGGAGAGGGAGGGUGGGGUGGUGGUGGUGUGCUGCUUCGUAAUUUGGAGGGAGAUCGGAAAUAUAUAUAUUUGUGGACACAUGACGCUCUCCGGCACCACGAGCAGUUGUAGCGGCGGCGGCGGUGGAGGAGUUGGUGGUGGUGGAGGAGUUGUUGGUGGUGGAGGAGUUGGUGGUGGUGUCGGUGGUGGCGUUGGAUGCGGGAUGUCUGCGCAUACCGUGCUGCAUCUCGCCGACGACGCGGACAUCGACGUGGUGGGAGAGGAGGAGGAAGAGGAGGAAGACGAGGAGGAGGAGGAAGAGGAGGACGACGAUGAGAGGCGAGCGAUUUCGCGGAACCCCGCGCGGGACGGACAACUUCGCGCCGAAGACAUCCGCGACGUGGUGGCCGGAAUGGGACGGGUCGAGGCGAGCUCGGCUUCAGACGUCAGCGGCGUCGUUGACGUUAAGGCGGCAGCAGCGGCAGCAGCAGCCGGGUGCAGCAACAGCAGCAGUAGCAGCAGCAGCAGCAUCAGCAGCAGCGGCGGCGUUAUCGGCACGACAGCCGUCACCGGUGCUGUUGGCGUCACGGCCGGUUCGGCGAAACCCAAAGCCGCGUUGGUGAAGCCGCCCUACUCAUACAUCGCGCUCAUCACCAUGUCCAUCCUGCAGAGCCCGCAGAAGAAGCUGACGCUGAGCGGCAUCUGCGACUUCAUCAGCAACCGCUUCCCCUACUACCGCGAGAAGUUCCCCGCGUGGCAGAACUCGAUCCGACACAAUCUGUCGCUCAACGAUUGCUUCGUGAAGAUCCCGCGCGAGCCGGGCAACCCGGGCAAGGGCAACUACUGGACCCUCGACCCGGCGUCCGAAGACAUGUUCGACAACGGCUCCUUCCUGCGCCGACGCAAGCGCUUCAAGCGUCAGCCACCCGAGCAUCUUCGCGAGCAGGCGGCCUUCAUGAUGCACGGCCUCGGCGCCUACGGACUCGGCGCGUCUCCCUACGGCCGCGCCUACGGUCUGCACGCCGGGCCGCACGGCUACGCUCACCCCGUGGCGUUGCACCACCAGUACUCGCCCUACGUGUCCCCCGUGGGGACCCUGCUGCCGCCGGCGGUGCCACUGCUGCAGGCGGGUGAGCUGAGCCUCAACAAGGCGUUCAACGCGCAGCUGGGGUCCGCCUUGCAGAUGCAGUUGGGGUCGGCGGCGGCGGCUGCUGCUGCGGCGGCGGCCGCGCUUGAUCGCGGCGCCGGAGAUUCGUUCGGCGGUGGCGGUGGUCGUAAGUCGGAGCAGGCGGCGACGGCUGCGGUGGCCGUCGCGGCUGCAGCGGCUGCAGCGGCCGCGUCUGUCGGGGUGAGCCGACCCUCGUUCAGCAUCGAGAGCAUCAUCGCGGCGACCAGUAGCGCCGCCGCCGCCGCCGUGUCUCCAAGCGCGGCGCACGUGGCGUUCGCCGCGCAGGUUCAGCAUCAUCAUCAGCAGCAGCAGCAUCAUCAUCAGCAACAGCAGCAUCAUCAUCAGCAGCAGCAGAGGCUGUGCGGCGUGCAGCCUUCGGGCAGAGUGGCCCAUCACGCAGACCUGCCGCCGGGCACUCUGUCGCUGGGUCUGGGGCCCGCGAGCCUCUCGGUUCACGGCAGCGGCCUCAUCCCGGGACACUUGCAGGCCACGCCGGUCACCAGCGCAAACGCGAUCAUCAAGUGGUAACUCGCAACCAACCCCGCUACUGUUCGAGUCCGCGGACAGCUGAGUUCGUCUACGGACGCGCAUCUGAGUUAAUCUAUGGGCGUGCAAAUUGAGUUCUCCGCGUGUUGCGCGGCUGUGUUAAUACAGAGCCGCGCGUGUCGCGUUUCGGGGAGGGUUUAAUUGCGACGGUGGCGUUUUGUUUGUUUGUUUGUUUUUCGACUGAACGCAAAUGUGCUGCCUUUUGUUUACUUAUUUAUUGGCUCACUCGUGUAAAAAAAGGCUCGUUGAGAUAUCGAGGCAAAUAUAUCAGCAGGGGUUCAUGCUCCACUGGGACAACACCCACGGUGUUCGCACAGAUGGGUUGUCGAACCCACUUGCCGCAUCGUCGUCUGGCCGGCUCGCGGCCCAUCGGCGGCGGGUCUGUGGAGUGUCUCCGAUCUCUAACGUGUCCACAAACGCUGGCCUCGGCCUCCGAGGCGUAAAUGUAAAUACUAAAUAUAUAGAUAUAACUAAAAAAUAUAUACUAUUCGUAACCUAUACUAAUUUGAAAACGGUCGUCACAUUAAUUCACUUUUAUUACAAGUUGUCCUAUGGAUGACUAACCCCAGUCAUAGUAACGUGGAAUUUCCACCAAUGGCACAGCAAUGAUGAAUGCCGACUCGGAGCUCGUUCGAGCCGAGAGACGCGUUGAGUUUUUAUUUUAAAUCUACAUCAACAAUUCUGCUUUCAAAUCGUAAAUUCUUACUUCAUCAGCGCCAUCGUUCGCAUUCUCAUCAGCAGCAGCCGCGCCGCACGGUGAAGCCUUCCUCGUAGUUUAUUUUACAUAUACAUCAACAAGUCCGCUUACCUGUUCGUCAACUCCUGCAUCAUCAUAACAACAACAAAUCAGCACCAUCAUCAGCAGCAGCAAUAACAGCGUCAUAAGAAAACCAUCGUCGCGUGUAAAUAAGCGUGCGCUACCACCACGAUACAUGGGCAAUCACUGCAGGUGACACCAAUUUCAGUUUCCCCUUUGGCCCGUGGACUCCCUUAUCAAACUAUCGUUCGAUUCUGACGCCCGCUGAGCGUGAUUGUAUAUUGCUGUUGUUGUUGUCUUUUUAUAUUUGACCUUGCGUUCGUCCAGUUUGUACACUCUCCCGAACUCUCACACUGUUGCAGGAAUAUCUAACGCAACUCUCCGACGUUUUUGUGGUUUUACCGUUUGGUGCCGCGUGGCCAACGGUUCGAAAACAUUGUCCGACGUUCCGCUCCAGGUGCUCAGAGAGUUUUUUUCAGAAAGCGCUCGCGAGCCGCUUGGCGUAUACUCCCAACAUCGCAUACAUAGUAUGCGUAUGUAUUAAUUGAGCCGGCGACGUUCAGUUCCUCGCGAAGCUCCGAGCACGCAGAGUAAAACGUCGGACACCACGCGGUACAAUGCGCGUUACAUCAGUAAAACAUCGGAGAGCCGCACAGCGCAAACGCGACCGUUUUCCUGAAUACGAAUUGUAUCCCGAAUUGGUACAUUUAUUUUCUAACGGAACCAGUCUCCUUCGCUGGCAAAAAAAAAAUGUCUGGCGAAAAAAAAAAUGUUAACGAAAUCACAUUCCUGUUACGUAUCUUCACCGAAAUCAAUUAAUAUUAAACACCGCACUGCAUAGUCCACAGACCGAUAUUGGCCUUUCUGGACUUGAAGUCAAUUAAUUGGCGACAUUUCGGUGCGCAACAAAGCGAAGACGACGUCGUGCGGUAAAAGGUGUUUUGGUCGAGCAAGCGGGGAGGGCCUUCAUCCAGCAGUGGAUUGACGGAGGCCCCGUGCAUCGCAAGUGUUGUGCUGGCAUCUCGAGAAGCGGGCGUAAUGCGUAUUUAGUCGUCGCAAUACUCGAUCGAUUCAUCCCAACGUGCCAAUGAGUCGAUGGAUUCAAACUAAAAAAAGCACACGUCGGAUUGUGGACGUGAAGAUACGCAAAAGAGGUUGAUUUGUUAUAUUUUUGGAAUGGUUAAAUUCUUCCGUAGCCGUCCCCAUUCCGUUGUGGUUUUAUGAACGUCAAGUGAACGAAUUCGUUAUAAAAUGAUAACAAUGACUGUAUUAUUAUUAUUUAAACGAUAACAACGAUUUUAUAAUAUUUUAUUUUUUGGGCGGGGGAGGGCAAGGGCAAGUUUGGUUUUAUUUAGCAAGCAACAAACUACGUACUCCAAAGGCGUGCUGUAAAUACAAUGUAAAUUAUACAGAUACUACGACUAUGCUAUUUGUGAAAUGCUACGCGCUAUAUACAUACGUUGAAUUUGCUGAGCUGUUUUGAACUCAACACACCGCCACGGGUUUUAUAACGAUACGUUAACCCACGGUUGUUCGAAUUGCGUUUCGUUGACCAUCGCGUUAUUAGCAUGAAGCGAUUGAUGUAGAAUCGGGCCUUCGGUUUUUUUUU